Molecule: messenger RNA, 1311 nt
Organism: Miscanthus lutarioriparius
Lineage: Eukaryota; Viridiplantae; Streptophyta; Magnoliopsida; Poales; Poaceae
Source: the annotation of a GenBank genome assembly
AUGGGGCGCCGGAAGAUGUCCGCGGCGGCACCGCCGUCUCGGAGCUGGUCCAACGUUGGCGGAAGCGUCAUCCCCGAACUUCGAGCGAAACACAAAAUGGACUUGGAGAAUUUGACUCUGACAAAACAGCCACUCAGAACAUUACAUUUUUUCCUGUUAGCCAUGUUACAAUACUUGAAACGAUUAGCGACAUAUAUCCUGAGUAAGGGUGGUUUCUUCUUUCUCCUAAUUGUUUUGUUGGUAGCUCCUGGAAUCUUACUCGCCGUUUCGGAUGGCCAGAAUAAGAAGCAUGUGCAGGAAUUUCUUAGUUAUGCUAAAUUUGUGUUGUGGUGGGCUUCAUUAGGUGUGGCCUCGUCAAUUGGACUAGGUUCUGGUUUGCAUACAUUUGUGCUGUAUCUGGGUCCUCAUAUUGCUCUGUUCACUAUUAAGGCUGUCCAAUGUGGUCGAAUUGAUCUGAAAAUGGCUCCAUAUGAUACCAUACAGCUAAAGGUUGGGCCAUCAUGGCUUGACAAGAAAUGUUCAGAAUUUGGACCACCUGUGUAUCCAGCAUCAGCUCAUUCAGUUAGGAUCCCAGUCUUCGACUUACUACCUCAGAUACAGCUGGAAGCAGUUCUUUGGGGAAUUGGGACUGCGCUUGGCGAGCUCCCCCCUUAUUUUAUAUCACGAGCAGCUCGCUUAUCAGGUAGCGAGUCAAAAGCUGUUAAGGAGCUUGAUGCCGCUACUUCCAAAGAAGAUGGGCCAGUAGCAUCCACUCUUAAUCGAACCAAGCGUUGGCUUCUCUCUCACUCUCAACAUCUCAAUUUCUUCUCUAUCUUGAUACUUGCUUCGGUUCCGAAUCCACUCUUUGACCUUGCUGGUAUUAUGUGUGGGCAAUUUGGUGUGCCUUUCUGGGAGUUCUUUUUUGCUACUUUGAUUGGGAAAGCCAUCAUCAAGACUCAUAUUCAGACACUAUUUAUCGUGUCACUGUGCAACAAUCAGCUCUUGUAUCUUAUUGAAAAGGAGUUAAUCUGGAUAUUUGGUCACAUUCCUGGGUUUUCUGCCACCCUUCCAUCUCUGAUUGCCAAACUCCAUUCUGCCAAGGACAAAUAUCUAUCACCACCAGCCCCAGUCUCACCGUCCUCACAAAUGGAGGAGAAACAGUGGAAUUUCUCUUUUACAUUUGUCUGGAACUCUAUAGUGUGGCUUGUGCUUCUGAACUUCUUCAUUAAGAUAAUCACGUCAACAGCACAGGAUUAUCUCAAAAAGCAACAGGAUAUGGAGAUGGAACUUAUUUCCGAUUCCCCACUCCUGGACCAUUCUAAAACUAACUAG